UGUUGUCAACAGCAGAAAUUAAUUUUAAUGGUAUUUAUUUAUCGAAAAAGAUAUUUAAUUUAGUCUAAUAGUAAUUUUUUUAAGUUUAUAAUAAUAUAGUCUCAAGUCGCAAUGUUUAGAAAAACGUUAAUAAAUAUACCACGCGCAAAUUUCCAGAUUAAUAUUGUAAGAAAUGCACAAAAGCGCUAUCCAAAAGUAGACAAAAAGUUACAGGCUGCCGCUGAAUCAUUGGCAGCCAGAGGAUUCCUUCGCCCUAACAAACCUUGGGAGCCACCAACUAACAUAAAUGAGACAGUCGAAAAAAUUUGUUCUCAGUAUGGUCUGAAGUCAGAUUCAGAAUUCGAAAGUCUUGAAGUUAAAUUUAAUGUUUUAAAAAAAUGCUUUGAAGAGACUGGACACGGUGUACCUAACUCUUUAUUGCAUACUAUUGAAAAUGUUGAUGAUCUUCAUCAAUUUUAUCAGACCCCUGUUGAGGUACUAACUCCGUUCGAUGCAUUAAAAAAGAUGGACCUGCCAAAGAAUUUGCAUAUCCAAGAAGAUUAUGUCCGCUUCCAUCCUGAUAAAGAUACCUUAUUUAAUGGAAAGUCUGCUUUCCCGAAAAGCUCAACAAUUGUCUCUGGUCUGAAAACAAGAAGGAAAUACGAGGGAUAUACUGCCAAGACAUCUUGGCCAUGAUUCUGUUUGUUUUAAUACUGUAGAUAUGAUAUAGAUAAAUAUGAAUAAAUUAGUUAAUAAAUAAUUACACUUUAA
Molecule: messenger RNA, 750 nt
Organism: Papilio polytes (common Mormon)
Lineage: Eukaryota; Metazoa; Arthropoda; Insecta; Lepidoptera; Papilionidae
Gene: mRpL50
Product: 39S ribosomal protein L50, mitochondrial
Exons: 5
Coding region: 112-675 (187 amino acids)
Cellular component (GO): mitochondrion; mitochondrial large ribosomal subunit
Source: RefSeq, a predicted model, not a curated record